This is a messenger RNA of Osmerus eperlanus (European smelt), 3455 nucleotides long. It is a transcript of the gene fgf13a, whose product is annotated as fibroblast growth factor 13a. Gene Ontology annotation, molecular function: sodium channel regulator activity; growth factor activity. Gene Ontology annotation, cellular component: cytoplasm; nucleus. The coding region runs from base 798 to 1541 and encodes 247 amino acids. The record is from RefSeq and is a predicted model, not a curated record. Lineage: Eukaryota; Metazoa; Chordata; Actinopteri; Osmeriformes; Osmeridae. Gene Ontology annotation, biological process: regulation of voltage-gated sodium channel activity. The transcript is spliced from 5 exons.
GUAGCUCAGUGAAUCUGAGCUCUGCUUGGGUCGGAGAUCUUACUGAAUCUGAAAUAUAGCCUUUUGCUUGCUUUCUUGAUAUUGAGUUGUAUGCAUUAACAUGCUUUAACAUGGAUUGGGAUCUCUUAAGAGAUUUGUUCAGCCCCGCCAUGUGGCUCUGCAGAUAGCUUAUCCAGAAGAUCAACCCUCCAAAACAGCAUUGGAUUCGUUUUCUCUGCGUUUGCAAACAGGUGUUUUUUUCUUCCUCUGGCUGCGCAUUAAGCGCUGUUCCCGACCACCUGCCCUCACUUAAGCUCCACUUCUCUUUAUGUGAAUGCAUGGUCUUUUGUGGUGUGGGACCGUGUUAAACGCCUUCAUGGAUCAGGUUUGUGCGUGUUAGUUAUGGUGCUGAAAAAAGACAUAGUUGGAGGAUGCGUGCGUGCUGAAACUCUUUGUGCUACAAGAGUGGAACGUGUGUCUCACAUUUUUUGUUUGGUAGACCACUUUUUUCCAGGACAUAAAAAUGCACCAUUGCGGAGCGACGCCCAGACAAUCAUGAGAAAAUGAUCAUCUAGUAUAUCACUUUACCGCUCUAGCAAUAGGUACUACAUAUAUAUUCAAUAUUACAUAUUGAAUAAGGAUUUCUUCUGAAUUGCAUACUUAUGGUUAACAGAGCAUGACUGCAUUUUGGUAAUAAGGACAAUUUGCAUUCCAACUUCUUGUCACAUUCUCUUUAUCCACUGCAAGAAGAAAGGAAAGGGGGCAGAUCGUUUUUUAUAGAACCUGGAAGUUUUCUCAAGAAAACCGUCAAACUGGCAAUGGCUGCAGCGAUAGCCAGCUCCCUUAUUAGGCAGAAAAGACAGGCGAGGGAGCGGGAGAAAUCCAAUGCCUGCCGCUGCGUUAGCAGCCCAAAUAAAACCAAGGGUACUUGCGAGAAGCCCAGCCGACUGAGCGUCUUCUCUCGGGUUAAACUAUUUGGUUCCAAGAAGAGGCGAAGAAGGCGACCAGAGCCCCAGUUGAAGGGGAUCGUGACAAAGCUGUACAGUCGGCAGGGCUUCCACCUGCAGCUGCAGGCUGAUGGAACCAUCGACGGCACGAAGGAGGAGACAAUGGCUUCAGUAACCGUGUUCAACCUCAUUCCAGUUGGGCUUCGAGUGGUGGCCAUCCAGGGGGUUCAGACCAAGCUCUACCUAGCUAUGAACAGCGAGGGCUAUCUGUACACAUCAGAACACUUCACCCCGGAGUGUAAGUUCAAAGAGUCGGUGUUCGAGAACUACUAUGUGACGUACUCGUCCAUGAUCUACAGGCAGCAACAGUCGGGUCGAGGCUGGUACCUUGGCCUCAACAAGGAGGGGGAGAUCAUGAAGGGGAACCACGUCAAGAAGAACAAACCAGCAGCCCACUUCCUCCCCAAGCCUUUGAAAGUGGCCAUGUACAGGGAGCCCUCUCUCCACGACCUGACGGAGUUCUCCCGCUCCGGUAGCGGCACGCCCACCAAGAGCCGGAGCGCCUCGGCUGUGCUGAACGGGGGCAAGGCUGUGAGCCAGCACGAGUCCACGUAGCCUGCCUAACCCUAACACCGCCACCCGGGCCGGACGAAGACGCCUUACCUCCAGAAGAGCGUAACUCCAAGCAGACUUCUCUCUCCAAAACCAUCGGCAGUUCAGGACUACUACCACGGCAACCACCACCACAAACACCACCACAAACCACACUAGAAUACACUCCAUUAGGUCAAUCUUUCUUUUAUCUACACACUGUAGCAUCAACAGCAAACCACGUUUCACAUCAACCCCACUUUGAAAACACUUGACUUACAUAUAAAAGAAGACACUUGCACAAUGUUUCUUUUUCUGUAUAUCACUCUAUGGAUGUAACGACUGUGUAACCAGUUAGAGCAUCUUUUAAGGUUUUCUUUUUCUCUUACCAGAUGACAGUGACCAGUUUUCCUAGGUCCUGUUCAUUUAGACAACCCUUGCAUCUGUUGGCUAGGUCAGUCAGGCGGUCAUGGCAACUACAUUUGGCCUGCCCAGGUUGAGAAACGCCCCUGUCCUCUGCGUCACCAAUGCUUCUGUGAAUACGAAGCUACACCCCCCUGGUGGUGUGGGCGGGCCAACCCUGCCGGAGCUGCAGUCAGACAACCAGAAGGUAGCUCUCCUGCGUUCUAGUGCACACGCUCAGAGACUGAGCUUUCUAGCAUCGGAAAACAAAGCCUACAUUCAGCUGACCUGAAACCUGGUGUGGAAAGCAUGGCUCUGACACUUUUUUUGUUUGAGAGACGUAUGCACCUUGCUUUGCAAAUUUUCGAAUGAUGAAUUCGCUGAGAGCUUUUUCUUUAGAUUCAUUAUUUUUCUGUUUUAUUUUUGUAUCUCCCUCUUGUUGGUGUUGUUCUCCCCGUUCCCCAAUCCUCACCACCCCCUCUCAGAACUUGUGUUUUGUUGCUUAUUCCACAAUGAAAGGUUCCAGAACACCAAAGAUAGAGCUGACAGAGAGUCCCUUUAAGCUGUAUAAACCACGCCAAUAUACAGGCACAGCUGGAAAUGCUAGGAAAUGCUACACUAUUUUUGGGGUUUUGUAUGUUUUUGACAAGGCAAAGUGUUUUAAGCUCGAGAGAAAUAGAAAUGGACAAAGCGAUUUCACAACCCAUGGGAGUUGUAGACUGGUUCAGUGUUCUAGAAAGUGCACUCUCAGAAAGAGGGGUAGAGAGAAAGAAAGGGAGAGAGAGAGAGGUAUGAUUUGACUGUUCAGUGUUCCCAUCCCUCUGUUUCUAUUGUGUCACUUUGUCUCUGUCUUUUGUCCCUGUGAUCUGUUUCUCCCCCAUGUGCUUGUGUCAUGCCUUGCCCCCCUGCCCUCCCUGCCUCCCCCAAACUUUAUUGGCCAAGUCUGUACUCCAUACAGACAUGCUAAGGCCCCCACCCAGGACUCUUGUUUCGUGUUUGAGUAACUUAUUGUGGUGACAAUUUUCUAUCUAAAAAAAAUUAUAAUAAAGAAAAAAAAGAAUACUGUGGAAUUGUAGGUGGCUUAACAUUUUAUAGGAUAUGUCAUAUUUGUAAAAGUGGAGAAAAAACAAAACAAAAAAAAAAGACGAACAUCUUCCGUUUCUCGCACAGGGCAUGUAUGAACACGGUUGUGUACAAAGAGGACCCCUUUUUUUGUGGGCGAAGUACUCUUUCCCUUGAGCUGCAUAACUUCUUCAUAUGGUACAUGCUUUUGGGAGGCUUUUGUUUGUUGGUUUCUUUUGGGGGGUUUGUAGGUGAACCUAUCUGUUGCAUGGAGACAGCUGGGACUUCUGGACUAGAGCUGCAUGAUGUAGGCUAUGUGUAUUAACCCAUGUUGGAUCAUGUGUUCCAAUCUACCAGGAUAAAACUGAAAAACAACACGUACAGGCAGACAGUGUUCUGCCUGCUACUUUCCAGUUGUUUGUUAUUUGUUGUAUACACAAAAUGCACUGAAUAAAAUGUUUAUAUUAAGAUAUA